AUGUCCCCUGUUUACAAGGAUAUCAGUGAUGAUGUUAUAUUAAUUACAGGUGCAGGGAAUGGAAUUGGUCGUGAAAUGUGUCUAGAAUUUGCUAAAUACAGUUCAAAUAUACUAGCUCUCGAUAUAGACGAAAAAGGUCUUCAGGAAACUGCUGUUUAUGUGAAAAGUGGAAGAGGUGUACAAAUUAAACCAUACCUAUGUGAUUUAAGUUCGCCAGCAGACAUCGAUCGUAUUGUCAAUGAAAUUCUACAAGAUUAUGGACGGGUUACAAUCUUGGUGAAUAAUGCUGCAAUUAUCAAUUUAUUGCCAUUGUUACAUCUUAGUGUAGACAAAUUUGAUAAAUGCUUCAAAGUCAAUUUUUAUGCAUACUUCUAUUUUUAUCAAUAUUUAUCGGAGAAAUUAGGCAUAUCAGAUGAAAUGAUGAUGCUUGGUGUAUUUACAAAUAAAAUUUUAACUAAUUUAAAAUAUUGGAGUAAUUGUGAAGCUGUCCUACAAAGAACACUGAACUUAUUAUCAGAAUUAUCAAUGGGUUUUAGUGCUAUGCGUAAACUUCUACGCUUAGAUGAUAUCCAAUUUAUGCUUGUUAAUCAUACACCGGAAUAUUUUCCUUUCCUGUUGUCAACAACCAAUACUGCAAUACCACAAUCAUCAACAAUUUCACGUUUACGAACAACAUUCUAUGCAUCAUUAUCUCGACUGUUGAUGGUUGAUUUAGGUGAAGAUGAAGAACAAUUUUUAAAUUUCGUAUCUCCGUUAACAAGAGUUACCAAUCAAUUGAUUAUAGCUUUACUAUCUGGUGAUCCAUCAAAUUUAAGUCAAGAAUUGACAAAAAUUUCCAUAAUCGGUUUAGCCAGAGAUGUACGAGGUAUAUCGUGCAGUUUAAAUACUAAAACUUCUUAUCAAAUGUUAAUCGAUUGGAUAUAUCCAAGUGGUUUACAAUUGUUCAAUCGUGCACUUGAUCUAUGGCCAUUAGAUCAUAAUAUUAGUGUGCCUAUAUUUAAAACGCUGACAGAAUUAGUGCAUAAUCGUAAUGGACGUCUGUUGUAUGAUACAACUAUACCAAUUGCUUAUUUAUUAUUCACGCAUGUUAGUAAACUGUUAUACAAUUUUGAUCCGGAAAACCCAAAAGUCAUAGAAAAAGCGGAAGAAGUUGUCCGUGCUGCUCUACUUAAAUUGUCAAAUCAUAAUGUAGCAGAUACUAAAAUGCAGUUGCUACCUCUACAAAAUCAUUCAGUUUUAAAUAAUAAUAGCAGUCCAAAAAUCUCAAGUGCAAGGGUCCAGUUACUUCAGUUACAAGCCCUUCAGAAAAAGAUCGCUGAACAGUCGGCUUUACUCAACGAAGAGCGAACAAUCGAUCCUGAAGUGCUUACUCAAAUUCAUAUCCUUAUGUCAGAGUUGACCAGGCGGGCUGAAGUAGCCGCAGCACAGCUUGCAGAUAAAGAAAAUGCCGAUGAAGAUUUAAAUGUUAUUGAUCCAAAUCUGUUGGCACGUAUACAAUCUAUGGAUCAUACAAAAUUAGCAUUAUGCCAUUUUGGAUUAUUAGAGCAUAUGUUCAAUGAGCAUAUUAUAUUUGUUGCUUCACUUGGUACACCGAUCCUGCUGCAUUUCUUAAAGACUAUUGCAAGUAAUUUAACUUCAUUAGAUCCUGGGAUCAGUGAAGUGUGCUGUGUAUGCUUAGAUAGUUUUCUAACGCAUCUGUUUAAACUUGUCCAACGUCAACAACGUUUCAGUCGUAUUAAUACUGCUAAUAAUAGCAGUAAUAGUAAUAAUAAUAAUAAUUCAUUAUAUUUACUGAAUUUGAAUGGAGAUAAUAACAGCAAUAAUAGUAAUAGUAAUAUUAAUAAUAAUAGCAAUGUGAUGAAGCCUAAUGACAACAGUAAUAAUGAAUUGUUAAUGUCGCAUUUAAUAUUGGGCAAAGGUGGUGCAUCGAAUCAUGCAGUUUGGUCUUCACGUGCAACAUUAGCAUCUACAAAUCUAUUGAAUUUAUUAGUGAUGAACAAUGCUACUACAACUACCACGGUGACUGGAAAUCUUGAAAGUUUAGAAAUGCAAUCCGGUGUCACUUUACUACGACGUAUUCUAAUCCUGCUAUUAAGUUCAGUAAUGCAAGAAGAUUGUCGUUGUCAGUGGUCUAUGUCUAGACCGUUGUUGCCUUUAAUUCUUUUAAAUCAACAGUAUUAUGCAGAAUUACGAAAUUGUGUCAUCACAGGAUUACCUUUAGAUAGGCAAGAAUCUGUUACUAAACUGUUUGAUAAAUUAAUGGAAGAUGUAGAGUGUAAUGUAACAUUAAAAAAUCGUGAUAAGUAA
Messenger RNA from Trichobilharzia regenti, 2307 nucleotides. NCBI's taxonomy places the organism in Eukaryota, Metazoa, Platyhelminthes, Trematoda, Strigeidida, Schistosomatidae. The record is from the annotation of a GenBank genome assembly.